ACACAAGAACCAGUCGAAUUCGCAAUGUCUUCGAGAGAACAAAAAUUGGAUGCGCAUGCGAGGCCACCCGAGGAGCUGAAGAGUUUUUAUAAAAAGUAUCAGAAAUUAAAGGCAAAUGCUCUUGCUGAAGACGAUGCUCUGAUUGACCUUACGCGCAUUGACAGCUACAAUGCACUGAAGCUAUCACGCGAUAUUAACUAUAAAGGCGAUGUGUCAGUUACUGAGGAUAGUUCGCAAUUUCCUCGCUGUCAACUGGUAGAAAAUUUCAGAGCUCACUGUAGGGGAACCAUUCAGGAAUUUGUACAUAGGGAUAUGCCAGGUUUAAAGAUCAUUCCAAAUCUACUGCCGAAAUGCACGCAGGUAGACUUGUUAAAUGCGCUCGUCCAUCGAGAUGUCUCAAAUCCUGCUCAUCAGAGUAAUCUCCAUCUCCACUAUAACGUACAAUAUCCUGCACAGCAUGCGUCCUUUUUCUCUCUCGAUCCCUCGCUGGCAGAUUGUAUCCAGGAGCCCAAAGACCCGUCUGUGCACAAACCACUCAGUACACAGCAUAUGCUGAACAAAAAGCUACGCUGGAUCACCUUGGGGGGGCAGUAUGACUGGACGAACAAAGUCUAUCCUUCCGAACAGCCACCCCAAUUUCCCCCAGACCUUGCUGAAUUACUCCGUGUAAUGUUCCCACAGAUGAUACCGCAAGCCGCUAUCGUCAACUUCUAUUCGCCAGGCGAUACGCUCAGUCUUCAUCGCGACGUUGCCGAGGAGUGCAGUCGGGGACUCAUCAGCCUGAGCAUUGGAUGCGACGGCAUCUUUGUGCUAGGACUGGAGGGCAAAAUGGUUGCCAUGCGCCUACGGUCAGGGGAUGCUGUGUAUAUGGAUGGUGCUUCAAGAUAUGCCUGGCAUGGAGUGCCUCAGAUCAUCCCAAACACAUGUCCUGAGUGGUUGCGUGAUUGGCCUGGGGAUCAAUUCCAGGCCUGGCGAGGCUGGAUGGCGAGUAAGAGGGUUAAUCUGAAUGUGCGACAAAUAUGGGAUCAAAAUGAGGACGAUCAACGUAUUGAGUUAUGAUCAUGUAUCGAAAUCCGCUACAGGCAUACAGAACCUUCCAUUGUGCCAUGAGUAAAUCGCAGAGAAACAGUAUCAUGGUG
Verruconis gallopava is the source of this 1139-nucleotide messenger RNA. Its product is annotated as alkylated DNA repair protein AlkB. Gene Ontology annotation, cellular component: cytoplasm; nucleus. NCBI's taxonomy places the organism in Eukaryota, Fungi, Ascomycota, Dothideomycetes, Venturiales, Sympoventuriaceae. The coding region runs from base 25 to 1059 and encodes 344 amino acids. The transcript has 2 exons. The record is from RefSeq and is a predicted model, not a curated record.